GUCCCACACCUCAGAAUGACUGUAUUGCCCGAUCAAAUAUCCACACCGAAUCUGAUGCCUCCUUGGAAGCAAGAGCUUCUUCUCCGUAAAAGCGCCCUGUCUCGGACAAUCGAGCCCAAUCUUUCGUUCGUCUGCAAGAAACUCGAGGUCCACCGAGAGCCUCGAUCCCAAGAGGUCCUCCGGAAACCCGUGAACGAACUAGCCCGUCUGGCGCGAAGAAGUCGCUCCCUAGGAGAUGGCAGUGGAGCUCCAAUCUCGGCGAAUCUUCAACCUCCAUCUAAGCUAGGCCAUCUAGUGGACAAUAUUUCUCCUCCAUCCACUCCCCCACCCCUUCCCAAGCGAUCGCCGGGCAUCAGAUCCAGCUCCGGCCCCUCCUUUCCUGGCAUGAACAACAACAGCCACUGGGUCGACGUCAAACACCGUUGCUCGCUGGAUGAGAGCGGCCUCCACCAGCUGGACUUACCUCCCGCUCUGCCUCCUCGAAAGGAAGAAGCCGUUAAUAAUAAUAAUAAGCAAUGUCCUAAACGACGUUUGCCUCCGUCAGAUGGUGAGGUUACCCGGCGGUCGACACGGAGCGACGACGACCUGUGGAGGCCAGCGGUUGUGGUCGAGGGACUGCGCCAGCAGCGCCCUCUCGACAACGAGGGUGGCAAAAGGCCGGCCGUCGCGAUGAAGGUAUGUCAGGACGGGAGCGGGAGCAAGGCGAGUAUGGCGAGCACGACACGCAAGACGAGCAACACCGCGCACGUCGAGGUGGAGGGUGAGGAAGAGAUAAUGGAGACCCCGAGAGAGAUUGAGGUGGUGGAAGAAGCACAACAGACGGCGGUUGUGGUGGUGUCGUCCAGCCCAACUGAUCACCAUCCUCAUCCCUUCAAUCUCCUGCACCACCACCAUCACUUGCGGCAGGAGGACCAGCUAGUUCGACGUGAGGAGGAAAAGUGGGAUCUCUCCCCUGGAGUUCGUCAGUACAAGGAGGAUCGUAGUGUGGAGUGGGACAGUUUCGAUUGGGACGAGGAUAGUUCUAAGGGACCUGAUCGCAUCGCCGAGGUCGCCUUCUCCUCGGCGUUAUCUCGAUUCGUUAAGCCACAAGUGGGUGCUGAUAAAGAAGGACAACAACAUCAUCAUAGUAAUUAUCACCAUCCUCGUCCUCACCCAGGAAAGAAGCUUAGUGGCCCCUGCGGAACGGGCCAGAUCAAAGAGACGAGCUGGACUGAGUCAUGCAAUCAGAAGACAGUUCUCCUGCCCCAGAGCGACUUCAUCAGUGAUCAGUGUAAAAGUUCGCGUAUCACUGAGACCAAACGAGUCUUUGGGUAUGAUUUGAAGUGCGGAGAUGAUCAACGAAAGAGUUUCACAUCUUCAUCCAACGAGUGUUCUUCAUCACCAACAUCAACAGCAUCAGUAGUAGCAGCUUCCCAUUGUGCUGGCUCUUCUGCUCCUUCUUCCUCCUCGUCCUCUUCAUCGUCCGUGAUAGAUGAAGCCAAGAAACGGCUCUUUGCCGCCAAUCUCUUAAGUGAAAAUAACCACGAGAUUCAAGUGAAAGAGGUUUUUAGCCGUUCUGGCUUGAGAGCAAACCGAAACCAGGACCAGAAGGUGGUUUUGGAAGCUGCCAAGCUUCGACCCAUUCCGAAACAACUUGCUUCUGGUUUGCCAAGGAAGCAAAAUUCGCAUCUUGACUUGGAAGUCGACAAUACUUCCCCUCCAGCCACAUCGCCAAGUGCAAGAAAUGGUGAGGAGAAGCUACAUCGUCGCUCCGUGACCUUCUCGUGCCCAGAAGUGUUGGAGGAAAUCCCCAUCCAGAGGUAUCCCGUUUCCCCUUCAGAGUCCAGUGACGAUUGGGUGGUUGAAAACGAAUUUCGAGCUGUGGAGCGCUUCCUGAGUCAAUCUGAGCCACAAGGAACAACUAUGAUGGAUGAAAACAUUGCCAUGAACGAAGAUGACUUGGAUCACAGUCAGUUUGACAAUAUUGGACGUGCCUCGUUGGCUAGAAUUUACCGGAGCAACAAGAAUGCCAAUUCGAACAAGAUAGUGGCUGUCCCUCCGAUGUAUGCCACGCCUUCAUCCUUGGACAGUGAUGGUACGUUUGGAUCAGGCGGAGAGUCGGACUCGUCUGAAGAAAUUCAUUAUGGCCCAGGCUUUGUGAAUCGACUCAAGACCCGGUAUUUGAGUGUGGCUUUGAGGAGCACCUCGACUCGAGGAGUCGCCACUCUUCGUCGAACAGCUUCGUUAGAGAACUUCCUUGAUAAGGAUAAAACCGACGAGCAGGUCGAACUUCGAAAAACACCAGCCAACAGUCAGCAACGAAGGGUCUCCCCGCAUUAUCAGAGACACUCGGCACCCGUUGAGGGUGGAUCCCGUGGAAUGUUCACCAAACGAGGACCUCCUGUCACUAACAAUCGUUUUCAUGCCAACAGUGGUCGGCCCUUGAAGAAAAACGACUCCAUGAAGAGAGUCCAAUCAGUGGAGGUCUUGAAUGUGAGUGAACCCGGGUCCCGAUCCUCGUUGGAGCGGAAAGCAGUGGACGCUGGAGGUCCAAUCCCACCCCCACUUCCUCCGAAAGCGGAGAAAGCGACUCUGGAAACUGUGGUGAACAGUCUGGCCAAUGAUGCUGUUCGUGUGUACGACCGAAAAGGCAAGCCAAUCACGAGAGAAUCAAUCGUCCGUUCAGGCGAAUCCAGUGUUAAUGCCUUACCGAGAAGACCGCUUUUCAAGCGAAGGUCUUCGAGCCUGCUCUUCGGGGUGGAAGAAAAGGAAUUGCCUGCUCCAGAUACCGUGAAAGAGACUCGGAAGAUAUUUGAGUCGCGUUCGGGUGGCCCAGGUGGGCGUAAACCGGGGCCAUUCUUCUACGGUGGAAGCCGAAUCAAGUCCCGUUCUACCUCGAGCCUGUACCAUUCUCGAUCACGCUCAUCUGACAGGGGUCUCUCUCCCAGUAGCCAAGAUUCAAACAUUCACAGUCCUUUGACUCGAAAGCGCUCGGAUGACAAUAUCCAGCACUCCCAAUACUCCACACGGAUUUCCGGAUCGCCGGUCAGGACAAUAGACUCCCCUCGAGGGGGUUCCCCAGUUCGGACUCCGCAGAGUCCCGUGACCAGAAAUCCUGUUGGUGGGCCCCGUCCCGCGGGGGCACUCUCCAAUCAAAGUAAACCCAGUUUACCCAACAAGCCGAUCCAUUUGGCUUCCUCUCCCUGUCCAUCGCCCACGGCUAAACCGUUCAUGAGUGGAGGUCAUGCUCCAACUCCGGCCAAGUCCUUCAAAACGCCGUCGGCUAAAGUGGUGCCCCCUCAACAUCAGGCUUUAUCGUCAUCAUCCGUGGCUCCGAUUAGCGGUAGUGGUAAUAGUACCAGCAGCAGCAACAACAACAACAACAACACAUUCGCCAUACCACCCUUACGUCCAGUGAGUGGCUCCAAGAUGACAAAUAUCACUGGAGCAAUUCAGAACCAGAGCGAACCACCAAAGCAUGACCAAAAUAAUUCGACUAUCACUGGUGGUGGAUCGUCCAAUGGCCCCACCAGCGCUUCAGUGACAACACCAACUUCUGGCAUUGUUAAACAAGUGUCUGAAUCAUCAGCUAACAAAGAGGUAUAUUCACCAGGAACCUCGAACGCCCAGCUGAAGGACCAGGACGACAAGGUUGUCGAGGUCGAAGUUGCUCCCAUGGACGAAGAAGAGGGUAUCAAACGGAUUUCAAAUGACUCCAUCACCAAGAUCCGUGAGGGCGGAAGCUCCGUCAGCUUCAACUUCAGCAAGCCAACGGGAAUGGCAAUGGCAAGUCCAACAUCGCGGACCACGCCCCCCACGUAUUUGCCUUAUGACAAAGAGAACAAUGCCAUGAAGCAGGUGGGAGUGAUCCGACCCAUGACAAGAUCCCUGGGUCAGGCCGACCCCAGAGGACCGUUGAUUAACAAUAAACUCGAACGGAACAAAGAGGCUUUGAUUCAACCAUCAGCCGUCCCAUCCUUCCAGGAGAAGGAGAUCAUUCUGAUUCCCAAGGACGAACUGCGGGCGCCCAUUUUACCCAAGAAAUCGUGGAAUAGUGUGGCCGAUAAGAACCAGCGGAAUAGCAGUCACCUCUUGACCUCGAACGGACCUCCGCCCAGUGUGGUCAAGCCUUCCUGGAUCAAAAAAUCCCAAGUAGAAGACACUGAUACUCAAAAGAAAACCCCUUCCACGGGCGACUCCCUCGCUCUGGCUAAACCGGCCGCAGUCAAUGAAGAGGUUAUCGCCAAGUCAGAGAGCAGCGGUGGCGGCAAAAAGGCUCAAACGGGGCCUAUGAAGGCCGACUUGGCCGAAAAGCCAUCAUCACCCGCAGCCCCGCUUAUUGCCAGCCAAGUGGGUAGAAACAAUAACUAUCGUGACGAUUGGAAGAAGCGCAAUGAGCAAAAGAACACGAUUGUGUUCAACUUUGUCCACACGGAGAAGGAUGUGACCCACAUCGAUAAUGACGGCCGUGACAUUUCCAACCGCAGGAAGAAGAACUCUAAGAAAAGAAAUCAACAAUUAACCAAGGACUCUGGGAUCAUUUUGAUAAACGACCCGUAUAGUGGGAAUCACGGAACCGAGUCAACAGACUGUGAUAUUGAUAGCGACUCGGACGACUCCGAGAUCGAUGUCCAUCGUCCAGUGUCCCCAUGCAAUUUCAUUGUCUUGGGAGCCAAUGUCAAGACAGAAAAAUCCUCCAUCCGAUCCAAAUCCAGACCCAUGAAGAUGAGUAUCAAGUUCAGUGAGAGCCUCACCGAGAUUUUCGAAUACCCAUCCUUUGAGUGCGCUGUCCAAUUGUCCCUGGAGGAGGCGUCAUCCCUGAAAUCAAACAGUUCCAUUGGCGGACCCCUUGGAGGUCUAGGCAAUUACACCCCGUCCAAGAUCCAAAUGAACGAAGCCCCCUUCCAAUUGGGUGUGUCCCGAGGCAAAACCCCCACUGAGGCGGCCUCCACCCCCAACUCCAAUAACAAUAAACCCAAUGGGAGUCAAGAUAAACCAGAUGGGAAGGGCGGAGAGGUCCUUCGUCCCACGGAAGAUGCCAUUUCUUGGAGUGGAAGCUCCUCGUCCUCGGAUAUCUUGUUCUAAAAUCAGCCAUGUCCAUCCCAUCUAUCCUUACUUACAUACCUACCACGCCCGUCUAUGACCCGCCCCAUGCAAAUGACGCCUUCGUUUCCUCCUCCCGUGUCCUCGACUUGUCCAUCUUGUAUGAUUUUUUGCAACUUUGUCCCGUCAUUCCUUUAACGAGAUGAUUGAAUUUUUAUUUUGACGAUAUAGUUCAAGGGCGAGGACAAUUAAAAAAAAACAACAACAGAAAGUAGUAUCACUUUUCGACUUGAGACCCCGUAUGUGGCACUCUCUCGUGCGGGCAUUCCUGUAUUUGUGUCUUAUAUGUCUUCGCAUAACACUCCAUUAUUACGCUAAUAAAAGUGAGAAGUCAA
Molecule: messenger RNA, 5417 nt
Organism: Tigriopus californicus
Lineage: Eukaryota; Metazoa; Arthropoda; Copepoda; Harpacticoida; Harpacticidae
Gene: bif
Exons: 4
Coding region: 16-5064 (1682 amino acids)
Biological process (GO): neuronal signal transduction; chemotaxis
Cellular component (GO): rough endoplasmic reticulum membrane; nuclear membrane
Molecular function (GO): microtubule binding
Source: RefSeq, a predicted model, not a curated record